Punica granatum (pomegranate) is the source of this 1069-nucleotide messenger RNA. The record is from RefSeq and is a predicted model, not a curated record. Lineage: Eukaryota; Viridiplantae; Streptophyta; Magnoliopsida; Myrtales; Lythraceae.
UCCAUUUCCAGGUAUAGUUAGUUCCAGCAGACCAGAAAGCAACAGAACAGUCGGUUAUUUCUGUCGUGUCUCGAACCCUUUCUCUGCCUGGUCAUAACUAAUUUAACUGCAGUUGCAGCGGAAAUGGGAAGUGAGAGUGGAAUCAAUGCGAACAAGGGGAUGGGAGCAUUGGUCUCCGAGGAGGAAACGGGGGCUUUCUUAGGGUUCGAUGAGGAGCAGUUUCUGCUGUUGCCAAGCAACGAUGGAGGAACUGCCGACGAAGAAGAGGAAGAAAAGCCGAAUUCGGUGGAGUGGACGUCUCCGACCUUGUUGCCAUUGACAGGGGGAAAAAGUAGCGCAGCAGAGAAGCCCAUCAGCAGCGGCGACAGCAUCAGAACGACGAUCACCCGGGAGACCAUCGCUCGGUAUUUCUACAUGCCGAUCACUGAGGCGGCCAAAGAGCUCAACAUCGGGGUUACACUCUUGAAGAAGAGGUGCAGAGAGUUGGGGAUCAGCAGGUGGCCCCACAGGAAGCUCAUGAGCAUUGAAUCCUUGAUCAAGAAUGUUAAGUUUGGAGGAGAUGAGGGGGGACAGAAGCUGAAAGAGGCAGUAGAGAUAUUAGAGACGGAGAAGCAACUAAUAGAACAGGCGCCCGACUUAAAGCUCGAGGACCGGACUAGAAAGUUAAGGCAGGCCUGCUUCAAGGCGAGCUACAAGAGGAGGAAGUUACACUAUCAGUUGAAGCACGCUGCGGAAGGACCAGUCUCCUGUUACAGAUCCGAUGCAGGCAUGAGCAUGAUUUACCUGAAUACGAAACCCGCCAUCUGAGAACAGUUCUCUUGAUAUGGUGCGACAUUUAGGGCUAGCUUAGGUUAGAUUAGGUGGACAGAGCGAGCUCAUAGUCAGAAAUAUGUUAAGGACAUGUGCAUACAAACUCUUGUUUCCUGUUUUGGUUCGGUAUGUUGGCCAUGCACAUUUUUUCAAUCCAUCAUAUUGCUGCGUGAACCGAAUUAUAAGGAACUGCAAAAAAGUAUCUCGUUUGUCAAUUCAAGGAUGACAUUGGUUCGAUACGUGAAAUGAUACGGAUGAU